Sycon ciliatum is the source of this 690-nucleotide messenger RNA. Its product is annotated as protein TsetseEP-like. The record is from RefSeq and is a predicted model, not a curated record. Lineage: Eukaryota; Metazoa; Porifera; Calcarea; Leucosolenida; Sycettidae. The coding region runs from base 1 to 690 and encodes 229 amino acids. The transcript has a single exon.
AUGUCGACGCCCGAAGAAACGCAACACCCCGAAGACCAACAGCCCGAACCCGACACCAUCACCAAACCCAAGCCAAAGCGAGCGCGGACGCCUGCACAGCAAGAGGCAUUCAAGAAGGCACAGGCAAAACGGGUUGAGCGUAUGCGACAGAAGAAGAAGGAGAAGGAAGACGCGGAGGCACUGGCCAUUGCGGAGGCUGAGGCCUUGGCCGAAGUGGAGCAAGAAGCCAUCGCCGAACCAGAGCCAGCACCAGAGCCAGCCAAGCCAGCCAAGAAGCCACGCAAGCCGAGGGCACCACGCAAGAAGAAGGCCGAGCCAGUGCCACCGAUUCCAGAGCCUGAACCAGUCAAGGAAGCACAAGACAUUGAGACGCCCGCCAGCGACGAACCGUUGCCAAUCCCUACGCCUCCACCCGCUAAGAAGAAGCGCGCACCGAAGGUUCCAAAGCAAACCAAGUUGAUAACCGUGAAGAAGAAGCCGAAGGCACCACCCAAGCCACAAAAAGAAAUCGUGUAUGAAAACAGCGACAGCGACACAGACGACGACGAGUUGUUGGAACAAGUUUACAUCAGUUACAAACAGCAGUUGAAACAGAAGCGAGCGAAGGCAAAGGCGAGACAGGCGGGACAGCCUCACGCGACCGUCCAUCCACCCGAUGUUCCAAAGAAACCCACGUUGAAGUUCGUAUGA